Messenger RNA from Cercocebus atys (sooty mangabey), 1930 nucleotides. RefSeq names its product cytochrome P450 2C20 (gene CYP2C8). The transcript has 11 exons. The coding region runs from base 116 to 1582 and encodes 488 amino acids. Gene Ontology annotation, biological process: xenobiotic metabolic process. NCBI's taxonomy places the organism in Eukaryota, Metazoa, Chordata, Mammalia, Primates, Cercopithecidae. Gene Ontology annotation, cellular component: cytoplasm; intracellular membrane-bounded organelle. Gene Ontology annotation, molecular function: iron ion binding; heme binding; oxidoreductase activity, acting on paired donors, with incorporation or reduction of molecular oxygen, reduced flavin or flavoprotein as one donor, and incorporation of one atom of oxygen. The record is from RefSeq and is a predicted model, not a curated record.
CCUAGGUGAUUGCUUACUUUACAUGUCAAAGAGACACACACUGAAUUAGCAGGGAGUGUUAUAAAAGCCUUGGAGUGCAAGCUCUCAUCUGUAUUAAUAAGAAGAGAAGUCUUCAAUGGAUCCUUUUGUGGUCCUGGUGCUCUGUCUCUCCUUUGUGCUUCUCUUUUCACUCUGGAGACAGAGCUCUGGGAGAAGGAAGCUCCCUCCUGGCCCCACUCCUCUUCCUAUUAUUGGAAAUAUGCUACAGAUAGAUGUUAAGGACAUCUGCAAAUCUUUCAGCAAUUUCUCAAAAGUCUAUGGUCCUGUGUUCACCGUGUAUUUUGGCAUGAAUCCUGUAGUGGUGUUGCAUGGAUAUGAGGCAGUGAAGGAAGCCCUGAUUGAUAAUGCAGAGGAGUUUUCUGGAAGAGGCAUUUUGCCAAUAUCUGAAAGAAUUACUAACGGACUUGGAAUCAUUUCUAGCAAUGGAAAGAGAUGGAAGGAGACCCGUCGUUUCUCUCUCACAACCUUGCGGAAUUUUGGGAUGGGGAAGAGGAGCAUUGAGGACCGUGUUCAAGAGGAAGCUCGCUGCCUUGUGGAGGAGUUGAGAAAAACCAAUGCCUCACCCUGUGAUCCCACUUUCAUCCUGGGCUGUGCUCCCUGCAAUGUGAUCUGCUCCGUUGUUUUCCAGAAACGAUUUGAUUAUAAAGAUGAGAAUUUUCUCACCCUGAUGAAAAGAUUCAAUGAAAACUUCAGGAUUCUGACCUCCCCAUGGAUCCAGGUCUGCAAUAAUUUCCCUCUACUCAUUGAUUGUUUCCCAGGAACUCACAACAAAUUGCUUAAAAAUGUUGCUCUUACAAAAAGUUACAUUAGGGAGAAAGUAAAAGAACACCAAGCAACACUGGAUGUUAACAAUCCUCGGGACUUUAUCGAUUGCUUCCUGAUCAAAAUGGAGCGGGAAAAGGACAACCAAGAGUCAGAAUUCACUAUUGAAAACUUGGUUGGCACUGUAGCUGAUCUAUUUGUUGCUGGAACAGAGACAACAAGCACCACUCUGAGAUAUGGACUCCUGCUCCUGCUGAAGCACCCAGAGGUCACAGCUAAAGUCCAGGAAGAAAUUGAUCAUGUAAUUGGCAGACACAGGAGCCCCUGCAUGCAGGAUAGGAGCCACAUGCCUUACACAGAUGCUGUAAUACAUGAGAUCCAGAGAUACAUUGACCUUGUCCCCACCGGUGUACCCCACGCAGUGACCACUGAUAUUAAGUUCAGAAACUACCUCAUCCCCAAGGUAAGCUUGUUUCUCUUACACUAUAUUUCUGUGCUUCUGAAAUUUCCAAAUCCAUCUAUAUUUUGGUCUGCAAUUUUUCUUCCUCAACAUUUUCUUUUCAGAAAGAGUAACUACUUCCUCUCUUUGUUAUCUUCAGGAAAACGAAUUUGUGCAGGAGAGGGACUUGCCCGCAUGGAGCUAUUUUUAUUUCUAACCACAAUUUUACAGAACUUUAACCUGAAACCUGUUGCUGAUUUAAAGAACCUCAAUACUACUUCAGCUACCAGAGGAAUUAUUUCUCUGCCACCCUCGUACCAGAUCUGCUUCAUUCCUGUCUGAAGAAUGCUAGCCCAUCUGGCUGCCGAUCUGCUAUCACCUGAAAUUCUUUUUUAUCAACGACAUUCCCACCGUUAUGUCUUCUCUGACCUCUCAUCACAUCUUCCCAUGCACUUAAUAUCCCGUGAGCAUCCAACCUCCAUUAAGGAGAGUUGUUCAGGUCACUGUACAAGUAUAUCUGUAAUUAUUCAUACUCGUAACACUUGUAUUGACUGUCACAUAUGCUAAUACUUUUCUGAUGCUGACUUUUUAAUAUGUUAUCACUGUAAAACACAGAGAAGUGAUUAAUGAAUGAUAAUUUAGAUCCAUUUCUUUUGUGAAUGUGCUAAAUAAAAAGUGUUAUUAAUUGCU